AUGGCAACCAGUCGUGAUACUCCCGUCUCAGAAGGAACCUAUGGAUUCGUCUAUGGUGUUUCCGGACCUGUCGUAACUGCUGAAAAAAUGGCCGGAUCAGCUAUGUACGAAUUGGUUCGUGUCGGUCACGGAGAAUUGGUUGGAGAAAUUAUCCGUCUUGAAGGAGAUUUCGCCACCAUUCAAGUAUACGAAGAAACAUCUGGAGUAACCAUUGGAGAUCCAGUACUUCGUACCGGAAAGCCAUUGUCUGUUGAACUUGGACCCGGUAUUAUGGGUUCCAUUUUCGACGGUAUCCAACGCCCAUUGAAGGACAUCGCUGAUAUGACUUCUUCUAUCUACAUUCCAAAAGGUAUCUCUACCAAGGCUCUCUCACGCGAACUCCGUUGGGACUACACUGCUGAUAAGAACCUUAGAGUUGGUUCUCACAUCACAGGAGGAGACGUUGUCGGAUGUGUCUUCGAAAACGUUCUCAUCAAGCACAAAAUCCUUCUCCCACCAAAUGCCUGCGGAACCGUCACCUGGGCCGCUCCAUCUGGACAAUACACUGUUGAAGAUGUCCUCAUCGAAGUUGAAUUCAACGGAAAGAAGCAAAAAUUCACUAUGCUUCAAGUAUGGCCUGUACGUAGCCCACGUCCAUGUUCUGAGAAGCUUGCUGCUAACAAUCCACUUCUCUGCGGUCAACGUGUUCUCGACGCUCUUUUCCCAUGUGUCCAAGGAGGAACCACUGCCAUUCCAGGAGCCUUCGGUUGCGGAAAGACUGUCAUUUCCCAAUCUCUCUCCAAGUACUCCAACUCCGAUGCUAUUAUCUACGUAGGAUGCGGAGAACGUGGAAACGAAAUGUCUGAAGUAUUGCGUGAUUUCCCAGAAUUGACUAUGGAAGUCAACGGAGAAGUUACCUCCAUCAUGAAGCGUACUGCCCUUGUCGCUAACACUUCUAACAUGCCUGUAGCUGCUCGUGAAGCUUCUAUCUACACUGGUAUCACUCUUGCUGAGUAUUUCCGUGAUAUGGGUCUCAACGUUGCUAUGAUGGCUGACUCCACAUCUCGUUGGGCUGAGGCUCUUCGUGAAAUUUCUGGACGUUUGGGAGAAAUGCCUGCCGAUUCCGGUUACCCAGCUUACUUGGCCGCUCGUUUGGCUUCCUUCUACGAACGUGCUGGUAAGGUUAAGUGUCUUGGAAACCCAGAACGUGAUGGAUCCGUUACCAUUGUCGGAGCCGUAUCACCUCCUGGUGGAGAUUUCGCUGAUCCAGUUACUGCUGCUACUCUUGGUAUUGUCCAAGUGUUCUGGGGAUUGGAUAAGAAAUUGGCCCAAAGAAAACAUUUCCCAUCUAUUAACUGGCUUAUCUCCUACAGUAAAUACAUGAGAGCUCUUGAAGAUUUCUACGAGAAGAGCUUCCCUGAAUUCGUCAGUCUCCGUACCAAGUGUAAAGAAAUUCUUCAAGAAGAAGAGGACUUGUCCGAAAUUGUACAAUUGGUCGGAAAGGCUUCUUUGGCUGAAUCUGAUAAGAUUACUCUUGAAGUUGCUAGAAUCAUUAAGGACGAUUUCCUCCAACAGAACGGUUACACUAAAUACGAUAGAUUCUGCCCCUUCUACAAAACUGUCGGUAUGCUUAAGAACAUGAUUGGAUUCUAUGACUUAGCUAAGCACUCUGUUGAAAGCACAGCUCAAUCUGAUACUAAAGUUACCUGGUCCAUGAUCAGAGAUCACAUGAACCCCCUCAUUUACAAGUUGUCUGAUAUGAAGUUUAUGGAUCCCGUUGCUGAUGGAGAAGAAAAAAUUAAGAAGGAAUAUGAUGAGCUUAUGGAACAAAUGCAAACAGCUUUCAGAACCCUUGAAGAUUAA
This is a messenger RNA of Auanema sp. JU1783, 1842 nucleotides long. NCBI's taxonomy places the organism in Eukaryota, Metazoa, Nematoda, Chromadorea, Rhabditida, Rhabditidae. The record is from the annotation of a GenBank genome assembly.